AUGAACUUGACAAGUGUACAAGUUGGUCUUCCUCUGAUAAGCGAAGAAGCUUAUUAUGUGAUCAUCAAAGUCCUUCACUUCCCUAUGAUGGUCUUCAGCCUCUCCGGUCUAGUGACCAACUCUCUCAACAUGUUGGUCUUCGUCAGACAGGGCGUGACGUCAGACAGCGUCACCGUGUCUCUCUUCGUUAUGUCCCUUUCAGAUUUCGCCGCCAGCCUGCUGAUGUUUCCGCAGGUGAUCUGCUACUACCUGGACAGCCUCAAUCUACCGUCGGUGAAGAGCUGCUAUAUCAUUACGUCAAUGGCUACCACGUACCCACAUAUUGUGUUCGGUAAAGUCACGUGUCUUAUUCAAACCUACAUCAGCGUGGAGAGAGCUUAUUGUGUAGUUUUUCCACUCAAGGUAAAACGUGUCAUCAAGACAAGAAACACGGUCAUUAUAAACAUUAUAUUGUGUAUUGUGACGAUUAUACUAUUCACACCGUAUCCUGCAAACUUGCAGCUGGUCUGGGUCAGAGAUAAUCUCAACUCUACCAGGGCAACAUUCGUUUUCAACAGUGUUGGCCUCACCAUGGCUAAGGUCAACUACAUCAACGGUUCCUUCAUCAUCCCCAACACGGCCAUAGUUGUGAACAGCGUAGCAACGGUUGUCAUAGUAGCGCGUCUUCACGUGACCCGGAAGUGGAGGAAAACCUUGUCUUCAGCCGGAGCAGCGCCAAAGUCGCAAAAGAUGUCCUCCAAAAGUCUGGAAACCAGUAAGACGGUCAUAGUUAUUACGUCCGUGUAUCUGGUCAGUUUGAUUUGUGGUCAGUUACCAGCGAUGACCGCAUUCGCAUUACCAGAUGUUACCCAAGAAGGCCUGAACAAGUAUUUGUAUGAUGUUAUCUUCUCAAUUAGGUUUGAUAUCGAGGCUAUGCACUCAACAGUCAACUUGUUUUUUUACUUUAAAAUGAGCUCGAAAUACCGCCAAGUAUGUCAGGCCAUUUUCAUGAACUACACUAGGUAA
Molecule: messenger RNA, 1005 nt
Organism: Biomphalaria glabrata
Lineage: Eukaryota; Metazoa; Mollusca; Gastropoda; Planorbidae
Exons: 1
Coding region: 1-1005 (334 amino acids)
Biological process (GO): neuropeptide signaling pathway
Cellular component (GO): membrane
Molecular function (GO): G protein-coupled peptide receptor activity
Source: RefSeq, a predicted model, not a curated record